AUGGGUGCCAACCUGAACGUCCCCGCACAGCCGGAAGAGCCAGAGCAAGAAGCUCCUGGACCAGCACCAGCUGAACCAGCGCCACCUCCACCUCGACCGUCGAAGCCGGUGUCCCAGGAGAAACUGUACGAGUGCGUCAACGGGGUGCUCGAAGCAGCGACCAAAAAGCGUCGCGCCUUCCUGGAGACGGUGGACCUGUUCGUAACGCUUCAGGACUACAACUUACAGAAGUACAGGCGUCUCAGAGGCAUCGUCAAGAUGCCGUACCCUGUCAAACAAAACCUGCGUGUUUGCGUGUUCGGCGAUGCGACCGAAAGCGAAGAGGCCAAGGCCAUGAACUUGGGCUUCAUGGUUUGUGCCCAAGUUUUGCAGCUGAAGAGGAAAAGCAAGGCCAUCAGGCAGCUCGCGUCGAAAUACGACGUCUUCUUGGCACCUGAGGCGUUGGUGAGAGAUCUCAACCAGGUUCUGGGUCAAGGGUUCAGCCAGGAACACAAAUGCAUCACUGCCGUGGCUCCGACCGAAUCAAUACCUGCCAACUGGAGGAGCUCAAGCACAGCACCCGGAUUUGGAUGA
Messenger RNA from Rhipicephalus microplus (southern cattle tick), 573 nucleotides. Its product is annotated as large ribosomal subunit protein uL1-like. NCBI's taxonomy places the organism in Eukaryota, Metazoa, Arthropoda, Arachnida, Ixodida, Ixodidae. Gene Ontology annotation, cellular component: large ribosomal subunit. Gene Ontology annotation, biological process: translation. Gene Ontology annotation, molecular function: structural constituent of ribosome; RNA binding. The record is from RefSeq and is a predicted model, not a curated record.